This is a messenger RNA of Microtus oregoni (creeping vole), 3958 nucleotides long. Its product is annotated as alpha-aminoadipic semialdehyde dehydrogenase. The record is from RefSeq and is a predicted model, not a curated record. Bases 40 to 1659 code for a protein of 539 amino acids. Gene Ontology annotation, molecular function: aldehyde dehydrogenase (NAD+) activity. Lineage: Eukaryota; Metazoa; Chordata; Mammalia; Rodentia; Cricetidae. The transcript is spliced from 18 exons.
CUCCCCUGCGGCGGGGGCUUCUGGCGUUUUGAGCUCGGUAUGUGGCGUGUGGCUCGCACGGCGUGCGAGCAGACUGUGAAGAGUUGCAAGCUUUUCCGCCCUCCGUGCAGGCCUACCGCCCUCAUGUCCACUCUGCUGAUCAAUCAUCCCCAGUAUUCUUGGCUGCAAGAGCUGGGGCUCCGCGAGGAAAACGCGGGCGUGUAUAAUGGACACUGGCGCGGCGGAGGAGAGGUAAUUACGACCUAUUGUCCUGCUAACAAUGAGCCAAUAGCAAGAAUCCGACAGGCCAGUUCGGAAGACUAUGAAGAAACUAUAAAGGAAGCCAAGGAAGCAUGGAAAAUGUGGGCAGAGAUUCCUGCCCCAAAGCGAGGAGAAAUAGUGCGGAAGAUUGGCGAUGCCUUGCGGGAGAAGAUCCGGGUGCUGGGAAAGCUGGUGUCUUUGGAGAUGGGGAAGAUCUUAGUGGAAGGCAUAGGAGAAGUUCAGGAGUAUGUGGACAUUUGUGAUUACGCGGCUGGCUUGUCAAGGAUGAUCGGGGGACCCGUCUUGCCUUCUGAAAGACCUGGCCACGCUCUCAUCGAGCAGUGGAACCCGUUAGGCCUGGUGGGGAUCAUCACUGCCUUCAAUUUCCCCGUGGCCGUGUUUGGCUGGAACAACGCCAUCGCGCUGAUCACAGGAAACGUCUGCGUUUGGAAAGGAGCGCCAACAACUUCUCUUGUUAGCAUAGCCGUCACAAAGAUCAUUGCCAAGGUUUUGGAGGACAACCAGCUCCCUGGUGCCAUUUGUUCCCUGACUUGUGGUGGAGCAGAUAUUGGCACAGCAAUGGCCAAGGAUUCACGUGUGAACCUGCUGUCCUUCACCGGGAGCACUCAGGUUGGGAAGCAGGUGGCCCUCACGGUGCAGGAGAGGUUUGGGAAAAGCUUGUUAGAGCUUGGAGGAAACAAUGCCAUUAUUGCUUUUGAGGAUGCAGACCUUUGCCUGGUUCUUCCAUCAGCUCUGUUUGCCGCCGUGGGAACAGCUGGCCAGAGGUGUACCUCUGUGAGGAGACUGUUUUUGCACGAAAGCAUCCAUGAGGAAGUUGUAUCAAGACUGAAAGGUGCCUACUCACAGAUCCGUGUUGGGAACCCCUGGGACCCGAAUAUUCUCUACGGACCACUACAUACCAAACAGGCAGUGAACAUGUUUCUUCGAGCCGUGGAAGAAGCAAAGAAACAGGGAGGCACAGUGGCCUUCGGGGGCAAGGUGAUGGAUCAUCCUGGCAAUUACGUAGAGCCCACCAUUAUCACCGGCCUGCCCCAUGAUGCCCCCAUCGUGCAUGAGGAGACUUUCGCCCCAAUUCUCUAUGUCUUCAAAUUCAAGAACGAAAGAGAGGUCUUCGAGUGGAACAAUGAGGUGAAGCAAGGACUCUCGAGUAGCAUUUUCACCAAGGACUUGGGCAGAAUCUUCCGAUGGCUUGGACCCAAAGGUUCAGACUGUGGCAUUGUGAACGUCAAUAUUCCGACCAGCGGGGCUGAGAUUGGUGGUGCCUUUGGAGGAGAGAAGCACACUGGCGGCGGCAGGGAGUCUGGCAGCGAUGCCUGGAAGCAGUACAUGCGAAGGUCCACAUGUACCAUCAACUACAGCACAGACCUUCCCCUGGCUCAAGGCAUCAAAUUUGAGUGACGAUGCUUCAAUUUGACCUCACAGUCUGCGGCUGCUCUGAAGAGGCCCCAGAAAACUUCGAUUUGCCCUGAUUGUUUUAUAUACCAACAGUGGCUAAUCUCUAGUGAUCCCCAAACCUGUCUAAAUCAAGAUACCCAUUUUUCAAAUUUUCAAAUUAAAUAUUCUCAACCUAGUUACAUUUAGCAAAAAAUGGGUUUGGUGAAUUUGUGUCAUUAGUUACCAUUUCUUAUUACAGUUAGUUAGUUAAGUACAUGCAAUCUCCGGAGAUUGGGGGCGUGGAAAACGGAUUAGAGAGGAAGAAGAGUGUUUGCCUGCAUGACAGAAGGGAACACCAGAUCUCAUUACAGAUGUUUGUGAGCCACCACGUGGUUGCUGGGAAUUGAACUCAGGACCUCUGGAAGAACAGCCAGUGAGUGCUUUUAACCUCUGAGCAUCUCUCCAGCCCAGAAGAAGAGUCUUUGUGUAGAAUGAUGAAGGCUGUCUUCUGAGUAGUGUUGAGUCCUCAUGGUCCCCUCCUCUGGCAGGGAUUGAAGGGAUGAGGUACCCUUACAUGCUGGGGACCACAGAUCUGAGUAGUGUCUAAUCAGUCCCCGAGAUGAAGGCUGUCUUCUGAGUAGUGGCAUAGUCCUCUCCUCUGCCAGGGGAUUGAAGGGGUGAGGCACCCUCACUUGUUGGGGACCACAGCACAGGUUCAGGUAUAUGACUUUCAGUGUUUGAAAUGACAGUGGGUCAUUGUUGGGCGAGGUGAGUGAUUUAGGUCAGUUGUGAAUGGUGGCCUAGCAUGUGUGGGGUUCUGGGUUCGAGUCCUAGCUCUAAAGCAACAACAACAAAAUGUUCUAAUGGCAAAGAAUGUUCACCUACUUAUGACUCCUGCUCAUGACUGUCAAACAGAAAAGAGUGGGGUUAGAUAGACCUUCAUUCUUGUCCCAGAACUUGUCACCUGCUGGGAACUCUGGGACUGAAGUCACUCAUGAAAGCACACACCUGGAUGCCCUCAGUGACCUCAGAGCGUAUGCCAGAGCUACAGGCUGGGACAACUGCUCACGGGUUUCUUCUCAGUCUCAGAGCUCACGGCGCACUUCGGAAAGGUCCCUGCUGAGCUCCUAAGGUCUCACUGGGAAGCUGUGGGCAGGCCCAGUGUACCUGUCCUGUGGUACUGUCGCUCUGUCCUCCGGCGUAGCAGCCACCGCUGUGCCUACUCCUGUCACACUGAGCCCACGCAGAAGCCGCUGGAGACAAGGACUUUUGUAGGUAACUUGAGGCAUCAUGGACAAUCAUAAAGAAUUGGGGGACUGAUUUCAUUGCAGUGGCACGCUAACCAGAUUCAAAUUUGUGUUCACACUGCUCUGUUUUCACCGGUGGGUAGCACUGAGUGGCAGGUCCUUGCCAUCCCUGGAUAUGAGCCAAGCUAAACACCGGUGAUGGAGCAACUGAGAGGGUGUUGGCAGGAGUGAGGGUAGGGGAAAAAAGACAGUUUGUUUCUUGAGGAAAAUUUGACAGUACCCCAAAUUACUAGGAAACUGACAUGGCUUGCUAAGAUUUGGGGGUGGACUCUAAAUCACUGCUGUGGCCAUGAGGACAAAUUGUCCUUUUUCAUAACACACAGAAUGCGGUGAGCUGGCCAGUUUCUUACUGCCUACAUUAAAACUCAUCUUGAGGCAGGCUUUUUUUUUUUUUUUUCCCAUCCAGGAAUCUUAAUAGUUGAGAUUAUACGUGUGUGUCACUGUCUUGAUUGUUUAAAGCAAGAGAAUGAAGUUGGAGAAUCAGGAACUUGGAAUGUAGUUCCCACACCAGGUACACACCUGGAAUCUUAGCAUUCAAGAGGCAGAGACGAGGAUCAUGAGUUCUAGGCCAUCCCUCAGAACAAGAGAUCACAUCACGACGAACAAAACAAAAAUGCAGUCAGGAGUAGUACUUUAACUCUGGGUGGCCUUGACCCUAGAGAUCCACCUGCCUCUGCCUCCCAAGUGCUGGGUUUAGAAGUCUACCAUUGUGCCUGACCAGUACUCACUCAUUUUGCUCAAACACAAAACAAUCUUACACUUCAGUUAAACAUUUAAGGAGCUAUGCAUGAUGGUGUGGCCACACAUGGCCACACAUGACAAUGGCAUGUGCAGAAGGUACCUUGAUGGGGAACUAAAAACUGAUGAAGAGGUUCCUUUGGAAGUUCAUAAUUUUUAUGUAUUUCUAGCAUGAGGACGCGGUUUGUUGUCAUAAUGUUUUUAUUAAAACUUUAACUUUUAAGUUGUUCUCUGUACUUCUUUUUACUGAUUUAAGAAAUAAAGAUUAUUUACUUGUG